This is a messenger RNA of Aureococcus anophagefferens, 327 nucleotides long. RefSeq lists its product as hypothetical. The record is from RefSeq and is a predicted model, not a curated record. Lineage: Eukaryota; Pelagophyceae; Pelagomonadales; Pelagomonadaceae. The transcript has a single exon. The annotation marks the transcript as partial.
GUCGCCGUCACGCGCGGCCGCUACGGCGUCUCCGUCACGGACCUCGGCGACCGCGUCGUCGGCACGCACCUGCGCGAGAUCGGCGAGUGGGAGCAGCCCAUCGUCGACAUCGCCGCGGAACUGCUGCGGCCCGGCGACACGGUCUGGGAGUGCGGCGGCCACGUCGGCGCGCACACGCUGGGCCUCGCGGCCGCCGUCGGCGCCUCGGGCCUCGUCCACGUCUGGGAGCCGCAGCGGGCGCCGCGGCUGCUCCUCGCCGCGUCCGUGGCGCUCAACGGCCUGCGCCACGUCGACGUCCACGGCGAGGCCCUGGGCGCGGCGGACGGC